Molecule: messenger RNA, 3397 nt
Organism: Alosa sapidissima (American shad)
Lineage: Eukaryota; Metazoa; Chordata; Actinopteri; Clupeiformes; Clupeidae
Product: epithelial cell-transforming sequence 2 oncogene-like
Exons: 21
Coding region: 383-3253 (956 amino acids)
Molecular function (GO): guanyl-nucleotide exchange factor activity; protein binding
Source: RefSeq, a predicted model, not a curated record
UCGUUGGGUCCGACCCAUAGUAAACACCGACCAUGGAGGCGCAAUUGUUUGGACCAGUAGCCUGCUUCCUUUGUUAUUAUGUUUCUAAGGAAACCUAGCUGGGUAAUGUGGUACAACCAUAGCUAUGUGGAGAAUGCUCGUGGGAAAUACAGGAGUGAUUCGCUCAUAGGUUUAUGGUAACAUUGUCUGAAAACUUCAGAAAUUGCUCUCUAUUCAAAUGUAGUUUCCUUUAUGUUUGUUUGAUGUCGACGCCAACCCUUUCGUUGCAAAUUGUGUUACAUUGCAAUGAUUUGCAUUAGGUAAUCACCAAAGUUUGUUCUGCGAAGCAAUUGCAGAGGCCUCUGGAUCUUUAGGCCUAUGUGCCGUCAAUUUGACUGGCUAGAUGGAAUUUGAGUCGCUAAAUUCAAGCAGCAAGCAACGUCCUUGGCAUCGUAGGUCCAGAGACUACCAACCCCCAUUAAUGGACGGAAUCGACGGAUUACUGAAUGAAAAUGUUUCGGAUGUCAGAUUUAGUGCUUGGACACCAAUCAUUAAUAAAUCAUCAAAUCAGCAGCUCUUUCAGGAGAGAACAACUCUAAUAUUUCACUGGUUUGACCUGUGGACUGACCAGCAGAGGAAACAGUUUAUGGAUGACCUACUUUUGAGAUGCUCCCAUUCACAGCGGAAGUUUGCUAGAGACUGGCUGAUAGAAGUGGUGCCAAUCAAACACAUGGAUUUCACAUCAGUGCUACCUCGUUGCCUCUCUCUCUACAUCUUCUCCUUUCUUAAUCCCAUGGAGCUCUGCAAGGCUGUGCAGGUGUCCUGGCACUGGAAGUUUCUGGCAGAACAGGACUGCUUAUGGACGGACAGGUGUGUGCGACGGGGCUGGUUCCUGCCAUACACACCAUCCAACAGGGAGUUUGGGGCUUGGAAAACUCACUACAUCAACUGUGCCUCAAGCUUAGACUACCUGACACCACGGGAGGCUGCGGAGGUGUAUGGCACCCUGAACGAGACCGUUGGCGAGACCGAGGAGAAGAAGGAGAGACUGAGAGAGCACAUGAUACGAAAGGCCAUCAGGGAAAAGGCCGCAGAAUUCAAGAGAGGCUCAGUGAAAUCUAGAAGAGCCUGGUUAAGUAACAGCUGGACCGCUGGAUCACAGGCCAGUAGUGUUCAUGGCCACCAGAAACCAUCAGGAAUGGGACUAACCUCAUCUCUGGUCAUUUUAGGGGAAAAGUGCCGGUCACAGUUGUCACUGCAAAAUAAAGAAGAUGUGGUUUUUCCAUGCAAAAGAUCCAACAUGGAGCAGACAUCACUUACAACAUCAAUGAGGUCACAUAUUAAGCUGUCAAGUUUCAGAACAUGUACAGGUCCAACUUGUGUUAACCUGGUCCUGAUCUCAUCCAGAGUACCUGCAUAUGAGCUGCUGCUGGCUGGCGCCCGUGUCUCAGUGGAGCCGCUGCUGUAUGACCACAGCACUGCCACCCUGGAGCUGCUUCUGAUUCAGGCUGAGAGGCUCACACAGGGCCGGAGGGUCCAGAGCAUAGGCCUCAUCACAGAUGGGAGCACUGAGGAGAUUCAUAUCAUACAAGGACUGACGGUUAGUGAGAGCACAGUCCUUAACCCCAAGGUGAGGGAAUUCUGGGAAAAGAUAUCAGGUUGGAUCAUUCCCCAGACUGAGGGGGGAAGCAUGGAUAUAUUCCUACCUCUGGCAGCCUCCACCUCGGGAGCCAACCUGGUGAGGAAGCUGGCCUCUCUGACUGGGCUGGACAUUAGGGUCCCCUCUGGCAUCUGCACCGGCUCCUACCAGCUCAUCCUCAGUGAGUGGUGGGGGGCAGGCCAGUUCCCUCCGCUGACGUAUUUCAGUGAGGGGCCCCUGCUGAGCUGGUGCUGGCAGGCCGAGUGGCUGGAGGAGGCCCUUGGGGGCCUCAGGGAGCACAUGGGGCCACAGCUCCACAGGCUGAGUAGAGAGACACAGGGCCGCAUGCUGGGUCAGUUUCUGUGUGACAGAGUGAACCUACCAGACACCCUUUUCAAGUCUGAGGUCACAGCAGCGUUGACUGAAGCCCUGAUGGCACUGUGUGUAGAAAGACCUGAGAGGCCUGUGGAAUUUCUGGGGAGGUUCUUGCAGAGAAGAUCCGAGGGCACUGCUGGCAUGGAGUCUGACACGGUGGGCCAGACCAAGAGCACAAAUAAAGGAGUCCUCAGUCCACUCACUGAGCUGCCACAGGACAUUGUCAGUGAGGCGGACAGGCGCUGGGCAGUGGUCAGAGAGCUGAAGUGGAGUGAGAGCCGAUACAUCCAGCGCCUCCAGAGUGUGAGAAGAGAGUACUACACCCCUCUCAGGGCGGCCCUGGACUCCAACCGGGCCCUCCUCAGCUCUGCCAACAUUCUCAUGGUCUUCGCUCCCGUCCUCGAUAUACUGGAGGUCAACAGUGUCUUUCUCAGGGACCUGACUGAGCGUCUAGAGGAAUGGAAUCCACAGCAGUGUGUUGGUGACAUAUUCAAAAAGCUCUGCACCAAGCUGUGGGUCUACACCAAUUUCUUCAAUAACUAUCCGACUAUCCUCAAAACCAUAGACAAGUGCAAAGAAAUACUACCUGCAUUUCGAUCAUUUUUGAAAAGACACGAUAGAACACCCAACACAUUCAUGCUGAGUCUCCAGGAGCUGCUGCUAGCUCCGUCUGCUCGUGUUGAGGAGUAUGUGACUCUACUGCAGGCCCUUUCUGUGCACUCCCCUCCUGAACACAAAGAGCACGGUCACUUAACGUCUUCCCUGAUCACGAUGUCCAGCUACAGGUCCUUCUUACGCAAGUUGAAGAGGAGUGUGGACAGUGACGUGCGAAUGCAGGAGACCCAGCGGAUGAUUCAGAGCUGCCCUAAUUUAAAAGAGGGGGACAGAUAUUUAAUCACAACACAAGAUGUGGCAUUAUUGAAGUGCUCAAAUGAGGACAUCAUUUCCUCCCUCAGGAUGUACGAGCAGGUCAGAGACUUGGGACUGUUCCUUUUUAAUGACGCUCUGGUGCUAAGUGAGAGGCACGUUUCCUACCAGCCAUACAGCCAUGCUCUCAGGACAUCCCAUACCUUUUUGGCCUCUGUGGCGCUCCAUAGUCUUGUCCUCAGAGACAUAGCUGACACCAAAUAUGUUCAGAACGCGUUUGUGCUGGAGGGCCCAAAGCGUCAGUGGAUCUGUGCAACUGAGAAAGAGGACAACAAGCUCACAUGGCUGUCUGCCUUGAAGAGUGCCAUCAGUGCUGCCCUAAAGGAGCGCUAGGACAGUGGUAGUGCUGGACUGCUUGGUUCAUUGUGUGGAUGGCUACAGAUGAAGCCCUUGCCUUGAAUAAUAACACUAAAUAGUCUAGGCUACAUUAAAUAAAUCCACAAAUAAAAGGCGAACUAUAAUUACAUUAAUUACCCC